GUGGCUAAACGUACACUGUUCUAUGCUGUUCAAUCAGCCGCUUACCGGCUCCCCGCUCCGAAUCUACACACGAGAUUCUUUUUAGUCUGUAAGCUUCUUUAACGUUAUUCUACACUUUACAUAGCUUGUACACGCUCGUUCCUUGCUGUUUUAACCCCCGGACAUGUUGGAGCUGGUUCUGCUCCUUGCGGUAUGUUUCACGCCAACUACCAGUAUUCACUGUGAGGAUGACAUCACUCUUGAUGACGUCCAGGAGUAUUCCCUGAAUAUUUUCGAGGCUGGGAAUAUAGAGUAUUGGAGGACAGCACAGAAUAAUUUCCAAACUUAUGGAAAGUUCGUUGGGAAUCCAAAAAUUCUGUCAUCAAGGCUGGAUACUACACCGAAAAGGGCCAGCUUAUAUCUGGAUUAGCGAUCGACUGCGCUAAAGGAAAAUUCCAUGUCCAAGUCACAGAUGAUACGAAUCAGGACGAAGACGUUGUAAAAAACGUGUUCACAGGAGAUCUAGCUAGCGAUGGACAGUGUGUGGACGGUGCCGAGUUUGAUCUUUGGUUAAAGGUACACCAACCUUCAUGAUGAGCUGGAUCUACAACGGACAAGCUCUCCAGGAGGGCACACGUAUGACACCAUUCCGACACGGAACGGCCAUUGUCGAGAGGGAAAGGCCAAUGAAAGUUGCUACCAAAUACGGAGCAGACAAAGCCAAGACGUUCAAGAUAACCUCUACAAAAGCAGCCAAGUUUACCAGAGUAACUUGGGGCCAGUGUGUAUCAUGGCCUGUCUCCCUGAGAAAGGACUGUCAGGGUGCCCGCAAGUGGGUCCAAGUACACAGCAAGAUGGCUGAAGCGGUCGGAGGUCUGGGUAAGUUCGGCUCCGACAUGACCGUCUUCGCUCCCACCUGUUUCCUAGGGAGCAAAUACUACGAUUGGCUCCAGGAGUCAGUCCAUCCUGACAGACUCUCCCAGGGAACUUCCUACUGUUGCUGCGUGGACAUGGUGACCGGGAUUACUAUUGAUAAUGACGACGUGAAUCAAUGUAGUAUGUCUCUGGAUGGUGGGAGUGGAGGCUGUGGUAAGUCUUGUAUGCAGUAUGCUGUCCCUAGCAUUAUCGAGAAGGUCAUGGCGGAGCAGGAUGAGAUGGAUGACAGCUUACUCCUCUAAAUGAACUGGACUAGAGAUCACCGGAAAAACUUGUUGAUCAUUUUAAAUGUUUUAUUGUUCCAUAAUAUGAGCUUUGGUGCCCGUUUUUUCAUAGCUUUGCUUGCUUUAGAUUGAUCUUUCAUUUAAGAAAAUAAUCAUGACUGGGUCAAUUUUCAAGAUGAGAUUUGAUGAUAAAAUAAGAUUUAGAACAGUUUUAAAGAGAUUUUUAAAGUUUAGUUGACUAACAUUAUUGUAUCAUGUUUAUCUGUUUGCUGA
This is a messenger RNA of Bolinopsis microptera, 1412 nucleotides long. RefSeq lists its product as uncharacterized. Lineage: Eukaryota; Metazoa; Ctenophora; Tentaculata; Lobata; Bolinopsidae. Bases 570 to 1157 code for a protein of 195 amino acids. The record is from RefSeq and is a predicted model, not a curated record. The transcript has 2 exons.